Molecule: messenger RNA, 2493 nt
Organism: Plasmodium vivax (malaria parasite P. vivax)
Lineage: Eukaryota; Apicomplexa; Aconoidasida; Haemosporida; Plasmodiidae
Exons: 5
Coding region: 1-2493 (830 amino acids)
Source: RefSeq, a predicted model, not a curated record
AUGAAACUGAAGUUUCUUUUCGCCCUGUUCAAAAUAAUUGCCCUCGAAAACAUGUUCCAUAUCACGCAAGACGUCGUAACUGUAUCUACCAAGUGCAGCGAAAGGGGCCAUACUUUACCCAACCAAAGCUACCGCGUGGCACAGCGAACUAAGUACGAUCAUUUGCACUUCUGGGGAUCCUCCAACACUCUGCUCGGAAAAAAAAAUGACCAGUCGCUUUUACAAUUGCGCAUACGAAAUCGAAGACGCAGAAAUGAUGAAGAGGAAGAGGAGGAUGAUCAGGGGGAGCAGGAAAACGGACAGGAGGAGGAGGAAAAUGGACAGGGGAACGACGACGAAGAUGAUGAUACAUCCACGCAUUCAAAUUCUUCCGGAUCGAACAAUGCCCAUAAUGGUCAUUAUGGAAACAAAAAGGGGAGUAAUAAAAUAAAAAAAAAUUCAAACCAUCAUUAUUUACGAAAUUUAAAUGCGCACAACCACAAUGGUAAUAACAACGGAUCGGACGAAAAUCCCAAAGGUAGUGGCGACGGGCACAACCACCACAGAGCGAAGAACCAUAAGCAUAAUAAAGAAAACGCGCAAGGUGGAAUGUCUAACGGUGCGGGCGGAAACGCAUCUAGCAGCGCCAAUGGGAAUAACAACGUGAAUGUGAAUAGCAACAUGAAUGGGGGAAACAACAUCAAUGGGAAUAGCAACAUGAAUGGGAAUAACAUGAAUGGGGGAAACAAUGUGAAUGGGAAUAACAACAUGAACGGGAAUAACGUGAAUGGGAAUAAUGUGAAUGGGAAUAACAAUGUGAAUGGGAAUAACAAUGUAAAUGGGAAUAACGUGAAUGGGAAUAAUGUGAAUGGAGGAAACAACGUGAAUGGGGGAAACAAUGUGAAUGGGGGAAACAAUGUGAAUGGGAAUAACAACAUGAACGGGAAUAACGUGAAUGGGAAUAAUGUGAAUGGGAAUAACAAUGUGAAUGGGAAUAACAAUGUAAAUGGGAAUAACGUGAAUGGGAAUAAUGUGAAUGGAGGAAACAACGUGAAUGGGGGAAACAAUGUGAAUGGGGGAAACAAUGUGAAUGGGAAUAACAACAUGAACGGGAAUAACAAUGUAAAUGGGAAUAACAAUGUAAAUGGGAAUAACAAUGUAAAUGGGAAUAACAAUGUAAAUGGGAAUAACAAUGUAAAUGGGAAUAGCAACGUGAAUGGGAAUAGCAACAUGAACGGGGUUAACAACCCCAAUGGAAACAACCCUAAUGGAAACAGCCCCAAUGGAAACAACCCUAAUGGAAAUAACCCCAAUGGCAGCAGCAACUUGAGCACAGCCGCGACUGCCGCCCUUGGAGCCGCCUCCGUCCCCGCAGCUGCGGGCAGUGGCAAUAGCACAAAUGCACCGAAUGCAAACACAAACGCGUAUCAAAGCGGCACAACGGGAGCGGCCAUGUCCAGCCCCCCCGCAGAGGGAAACGCUGUACAGGUCUUUUCAAAAUUAGUGGACAAUAACGAUAAAUUUAACACCAGCGAAAUUAUAUGCAGUUCGAUCAACUGCGCUCCCCUAACGAACGACGCCAACGAGAAGGUGCCCCUGACCGACUGCACAAAUGUAACGUAUUGCGGCGGGUGUCCCAUUUUGGCAACGUCAAGAGACCAGUGCAGCAACAUGAAAAGUUUUAACCCAGAAAAUAUCCUCAUAUCAUCAGGUUUCGUCGACUCUGCAAAUCUGUAUAGCCAAAACAGCUUGGUAGGUGUGCCGUUUCUGUGGGACAAGGCGUUGUUCGACUUCUCCAAGUGCGUCCCUGACGUGAAUAAAUUCGUGCAGGCAUCCAAGGGACUGCCCAAUGCAGAUAAAACAGAGGCGUACAAGCACCUGUUCAGGCUGGCCAACUUUCACAUUUACGGAACGAAGCUCGCAGAGGAUAAUAACGCGAACGGGUUGAACGUAUCCGUUAGGAUAAACAACGUCAACUCUGAUUCGUUAAAACCAAAUGAGCAAUUCCCGAAUGGAAACAAUUCCCUUCCCACGUGCCCUUUGAAUGUAGCUAAUUUCAAAACAUUUAACAUUCACCAGACGCAGUCCUUCGCCUUUUACCAGCGCCUAUUUAUCCCAGAAAGCAGCAACCUGCUGGACAGCCGAAACCUGAGUGUCGACAUAACCAACGACCAGGGGUACCACCUGGGGAACUACUUUUUUUACGCCAAAAUUGAAUGCCCCAGGACGGAUCCAGCUAUAGAAAACUGGCUAAAGCUUCAAGCGACGCCACAAACGAAUGUGUUACAGAGUGUGCAGAACAGCAGCGGGGCGCAGAACAACAACGGGGUACAGAACAAUAACGGGGCGCAGAACAAUAACGGGGUGCAGGUGAACCCCCCUGGGAAUGUGCAACUACCCAAGAGUACUAAUUCGCAAGGCGCUUCUAAACAGAGGGGGGGUUCGCACAAGAGCGCCUCGAGCCCGCUUCUCCUUUUGCUACCAAUAAUUAUGUACUUCGUUUUGGUGAAUUAG